Messenger RNA from Ictalurus furcatus (blue catfish), 3848 nucleotides. It is a transcript of the gene trib2, whose product is annotated as tribbles pseudokinase 2. Bases 1193 to 2233 code for a protein of 346 amino acids. Lineage: Eukaryota; Metazoa; Chordata; Actinopteri; Siluriformes; Ictaluridae. Gene Ontology annotation, molecular function: protein kinase activity; ATP binding; mitogen-activated protein kinase kinase binding. Gene Ontology annotation, cellular component: nucleus. The transcript is spliced from 3 exons. Gene Ontology annotation, biological process: positive regulation of proteasomal ubiquitin-dependent protein catabolic process; regulation of MAP kinase activity; protein phosphorylation. The record is from RefSeq and is a predicted model, not a curated record.
ACACAUGUGAUGGCUUCUUCAGGUUAUGUAGUGUCCAAUAGGGACGCGUAUGGGAUUCGGCCUCCGACAGGACGCCCAAUCAGAGAGAUCCGCGGGUGUGACGUAAGUAAGAGGGGCGGGUCGGAAGCAGCUCACUGGUUGUGUGUGCAGAGCAACCCGAGAUCAGCCAGUCACCUCCUGUAUGUGUAUGUGUGUGUGAGCGAGAGAGAGUGAAAGAGAGAGAGAGGGAGGGAGUGUGUAUGUGUGGCUGACCUCGCACUGAAUGGACUGGGAUUCUCAGCCACGUAAGUAGUUAGUACACCGCGGGAGAUGAUGCCUUGCUGAAAUAAGGGAUAGGCCUGGGAAAGUCGGCCAUCCCUUUUUCUUCUCCAGCAUCACAAGCAAUCGUCGCCAGAUCCCGACCAUUCCGCAAGAGAAGAGGACAUCGACUCCCGACCACACACACACACACACGCACGCACGCACACACCAUUAGACAUAAAGAGUUUUUUGCGCUGCUCGGGUCGGUUCGUUUAGCGCGUGCAGCAGAUGGCGUGCAGAGCUGCGUGGAAAUGAGCAGUGCACGACGGAGGCCGCUGAAUGGAAACGGAGCCCUUUCUCAGGAAAGCCGACACCACUGACCGGUUAGCACGUUAGCCGAGGCAUUUCUACUAGCCAGCAGCACUCGGGGCAUUUAAACACUGCUCUCUUGAAUUUGGGGGAGGAGGGGGGGGGAAUUCAGAAGCACCGUUUUCCUCCAUCUUUGCACUGUGCAGCUAAAUCAGAAAAUUCAUCCACAAGUCUGUAUCCGAGCUCAGGCUUAGAAGUCAUAGCAGAAAACAGGGUAACUUUUUGUUGAUUGUUUUUUGUAAAUCGUUGUUGCACGUGGGAUAUUAUAUUAAUAUUCGCAAAGCAAGACCAAGCUUAUUGCAGCACUAUUUUUCUCUUUUAUUUUUUUAUUUUUUUUUUUGAUUGCACGAUUGUCAGACCUGAUUGAGACAUUGUGCAGCUGCUAAUCGGCUGGAUGUGUGUGUGUGUGUGUGUGUGUGGUGCGCUGUGAUGGUGUAUAGCAAGUGAGUCAGAUCAAAAGGUUUUUUUUUUUUUUCUCUUUUUGUUGCGCAAGUUUAGUUUUUCCACAGACUAGGCAUUCUUGUCCAGAUCCCCCCCUCCAAGUCUCGCACCUUGCUUUAGGAUAAACCUCCAUCUAACACUCAUGAACAUACAGCGCUCCAAUCCCAUCAACAUCGCACGGUAUGGGAGAGCGAGGCACAAAGUGCAUGAAUUGGAGGAGCUGUCUUGUCUACAACAGAGGACUCCGGAGCCGAAUCAGAGCUUUAGUCCUAAUCUAGGCUCCCCAAGUCCUCCAGAGAGCCCGGACUCCACACACCGAGUGUCCUGUAUCGGGAAUUACCUCUUACUGGAGCCGCUGGAGGGAGACCGCGUGUUCCGGGCCGUGCACUUACACAGCGGGGAAGAGCUCGUGUGCAAGGUGUUCGAUAUCAGCCGAUAUCAAGAAUCAUUAGCUGCCUACUUUGUACUGGGUGCUCAUCAGAACAUCAACCAAAUAGUAGAGAUCCUCCUUGGAGACACGCGGGCGUACGUGUUCUUCGAGAGGAGCCAUGGAGACAUGCACUCGUUUGUCCGCACUUGCAAGAAGUUGCGGGAGGAAGAGGCUGCCAGACUCUUCUAUCAGAUAGUGUCCGCCGUGGCACACUGCCAUGACAACGGCCUGGUUCUCAGAGACCUCAAGCUGAGGAAGUUCGUCUUUAAUAAUGAGGAAAGGAGCCUUGUUAAGUUGGAGAGUUUAGAAGAUACAUACCUCCUGAAGGGAAGCGAUGACACUCUCUCAGACAAACAUGGCUGUCCUGCUUACGUAAGCCCGGAGAUCCUCAAUGCCAGUGGCAGCUACUCUGGCAAAGCGGCAGACGUGUGGAGUCUGGGCGUCAUGCUGUACACCAUCCUUGUUGGCCGCUACCCUUUCCAUGAUGUUGAACCUGGCUCACUCUUCAGCAAGAUCCGCCGUGGCCACUUCAGCAUCCCUGAGACGCUGACGCCCAAGGCACGCUGCUUGAUCCGCAGCAUCUUGCGGCGGGAGCCAGCCGAAAGGCUGACAUCACGAGAAAUCCUGGAGCAUCCCUGGUUCCUGGCAGCCACUGUCCAGGCUGGCAUCGCCUAUGCCAGAGGAGAACGUGAAGCAGACCAGAUGGUGCCCGAGGCCAACAUGGAGGAAGAUUUGGAGCAGUUCCUCAGCUGAGCAGCACAAAAAAAAGAAGAGGAAAAAAAAAAAAAGACAUUUUGCCACGUGUUUUAGAUGACAGAAUGCACUCAUAAAACAGCGUUUAUCCUUAUCUCCCAUUCCAUGGAGAAAACCUGGGAAGGUCUGGCUUGAUGGUGUGGAACACCUUCAGCAAGAGCUUCUGGGCAAAUGUUAAUGUUCAGUAAUGUAGCAAGACUUAUAACUAUCUUUAGGUUGAGUUUUCUUUUUUUAUUUUCAGUGGUGCUCAUGGGGUGUACAAGUCAUAUUAAGCUACAGAAAACAUGACGGCACAGGAGACCUCAGCCAAGGAGAACAACACCAACAUCAAGCAAACUGCAACCACUCCUGUUCUGAUUUAUCACAGUAGACAACAUUGUCUCCACGUAUUGAACUUUAAAAGCAUUUUUUGGCUGCGUUUGCAUAUUUAUUCAUUAUGGGGUUUUUUUUUGUUUUGUUUUGUUUUGUUUUGUUUUUUUAAGUAUAUUACUUACACCAUUCUGCUCUUUCAUAGCCUUAUAGGCCAAUACUAUAACAUGUAUGUGGCGGCUGUCAGUAGAAUUACAAUAUAAGUUUGCAAAUUCUCUUUUUAGGCUUGAUCCCCCUUCCAAAUGUGUAUUUGCGUUUCUCUCAUUUGUGUAAGACUGCAUUAACUCAGCUUUUUGUGUUGCAUUAAGCUAUUCCUUCUAAAUUGUUAUUGCUGCUUAUUUUUCCUCUAGCCUGAACUGAACCUCUUUGAGCCUUGAGACGUGAGGGGUGCUUGGCCCACCUAGGCCAAGCGAAUGGUCCAUUCCAUCUCUGUAGACUAGCAUCUAUUUAAUUUUAUUUUCAUUCUUCUGCUGAAAUGAAAGAGUUUUUAAUUUAAAGUAACAACUACUAUAUUUAAAUAUAUUUGCAGGAUUUUCUUUAUACCUUAGUUUCUGUUUCCACAAAUAUUGUAGGCAAUACUCUUGACACAGGACAGUUUUGAUGUUGGCAUUAAAGACUGUCCCAAGGUUUAGAAUAAACCAUCUAACUUAAGUGCCAGUAUUUGUGCCCCACACCACCAAUGCCGAUUACAUCCCUUCUCUUUUUACUUAGGAUUUCGCUUUUAACACCUUGUUAAAUAAUGUUACUACGACUACACUGUCUCCAGUACCUCAUGUUAACUUUUCUACUGCCUGCCUAGGUUCUGUGAAAUGAUCAUCUUCUAAAUAGGUACAUGUGGACAUGUUUUGUGGUAUAUCAAUGUUACUUCAAAUUGUGAUCUCUAGUUAAUGGCAUGUACCCUUUUGAAUGCUAUAGCCUAGCAGGAGGGCUGGGGAAGUUGUUUUUCCCUUUUGUUUCGUAAAGUAAAUCCUUGCAAAUUCUAUUUUUUAAUUGCUAGGAGUUUUAAGUUGCCUCUGUAAAAGCAUUAGGUUUAUAAGUAUAUUUUUUUUAAAUAAAAAAAAUAUGCUUUCAGGUAGAAUGAAUUGGCCACAUUAGUUGGUGAUGAGUGAAGGACUUUUUGUUUUUUUCUUUUGAAGGGGUGGGGGGCAUGCAUGGUGGGAUAUCUGCCUCAGAUGCUCUGAUUGUAAUGUAACUGAUUUUGGUGUUUUGUCCAAAUUUAUUCAGUAAAUAAAAUGUGACCUGCACA